Vigna angularis (adzuki bean) is the source of this 1752-nucleotide messenger RNA. Its product is annotated as transcription factor bHLH48. Lineage: Eukaryota; Viridiplantae; Streptophyta; Magnoliopsida; Fabales; Fabaceae. Gene Ontology annotation, molecular function: DNA-binding transcription factor activity; protein dimerization activity. The coding region runs from base 403 to 1437 and encodes 344 amino acids. The record is from RefSeq and is a predicted model, not a curated record. Gene Ontology annotation, cellular component: nucleus. The transcript is spliced from 7 exons. Gene Ontology annotation, biological process: regulation of DNA-templated transcription.
AAAUAUAUUUCCGUAUUCUACAUUUCUAUUACAACCGUACAAAAAUACCGGAACAGUUGAGAUUAUAAACUCUGGAUCGCGUAGCAAGGUUGCUUUCGUAAUACUUGAAAUGGCGCAGAAGCAAUCUCCCAGACACAAUCACGGUAACACACACAAGAACUGAGAGAGAGAGAAGAGAGAAGAAAAAAAAAAAGCAUUGACCGCCAUUAAAAACCACUUCCCUUUAUAUAUCACUCCCAAACACAUUCCCUUCAUUAUCUUUCCAUUUUCUCUUAUCUUUCUCUUUCUGCUUUUUUCUUUCUCUUCUUCACUGUCCAGAAAACUCUUCAGAACUUCAAAAUCAAGAAGCCCGUUUCCAUUUCCCUGCACUUCCUGUCCGGUUCGGUCCGGUUCAAUUGGAUCAUGGAACAAACCAUGCUUGAAGCCAUUCAGUUCAACGAGGAAAUCCAAGGCAUCAUAGCUCCGGCGCCGGAAACCGCCAGUUCCUUCACUGCGCUGCUCGAACUCCCGCCGACGCAGGCCGUCGAGCUCCUCCAUUCGCCGGAGCGAGCCGGGAAACCACCGCGCCAUAAUCCAAAACCCUAUCCGUUGACGUCAUUUGCCUCCGCCUCCGCUUCGUCUGCCAACCUGACCUUCCCGUCAAACGCCGCCCUGAUUGAACGCGCCGCCAGGCUCUCCGUCUUCGCCGGAGAGAAUUCUAACUCGAACUCGAACUCAACGGAGAUAAAGCGAGAGCUGCCGGAGACCGAUUCCAACCCGAGUUCAACUCAGGGCGGCGGCUCCGCCUCCGAUCCCGCCCUGGAGAACAAGGACGAGAAGGGCCUGAAGAGGAAGGAGCGAGAGAAGAAGGUGAAGGCAUCUUCGAAGAAGAGCAAGAGUGUCGUCCCAGACGAUAGUUCCUGCGACGGCCAGAAGCUUCCGUACGUUCACGUCCGAGUUCGUCGAGGUCAAGCCACUGAUAGCCAUAGCUUAGCAGAAAGGGCUAGGAGAGAGAAGAUAAAUGCUCGGAUGAAACUUUUGCAAGAGCUGGUCCCGGGUUGCAAUAAGAUAUCAGGCACAGCAUUGGUUCUGGAUAAAAUCAUCAACCAUGUUCAAUCUCUACAACAUGAAGUGGAGAUAUUAUCGAUGAAACUGGCAGCAGUGAACCCAGUAAUUGAUUUCAACCUUGACAGCUUAUUGGCUACCGAAGGAGUCUCUCCAAUGGACUGUAACUUCCCUCCCACAGUUGCACCCGUCGUCUGGCCAGAAAUCCCGCAGAAUGCAAACAGACAACAAUAUCAGCAACCGUGGCAAUUCGAUGCAUUCCACCACCAGCCCAUUUGGGGCAGGGAAGAAGACAACACUAAUUUUAUGACUCCAGAAAACUCACUCUUGAGUUAUGACUCAUCGGCUAAUUCAGUAUCUCUGCAUUCAAAUCAGUUGAAGAUGGAACUCUGAAGGGGUACAGAGGUGGUGGCACCAGUAGCAAUUAGUGUAUAUAACAAAUAUAGUAUUAGCAAUUAGCCGUGAUUUGAGCAGCCUCAACAUUCAGCAGGGUUUCCUUGUCUUCUAUUUUGUCAGAGUCAGUUGGAAACCUGGAAUUUAUUCAGCCAGCAAGGAAGAAGAAUUGUUAAUCUAUUUUUAUAAAAUAUAUUAGUAUCACUAUUUAUACUAACUACAGGGGUCAUUCAAUCUAUGCUGUGAUUGAUUGAUUCAGAUUGUAAAAUCAUUGACUGGACUAUUAGUGAACUAUCAUGGAAGUUUGUUGCUAUG